CCUUCCGCUUCCGCAGGCGGCUGAGGGAGGAGGAGGAGGAGGCGGUGGCGGCGCCAUGGCGCUCCUCAAGCGGCUCCCGCCGCCUGCUCAGGGCGUCCGGCACCGGCAGCCUGACACCGAGGCGCUGCUGGCGGGGCGCUCCCUGGGAGCCGGCACCCUAUACAUCGCCGAGAGCCGCCUGUCUUGGGUGGAAAACUCUGGCGUCGGGUUCUCCUUGGACUACCCCAACAUCAGCCUGCACGCCGUCUCCAGGGACCUGAGCGCCUUCCCGUGGGAGCACCUGUACGUCAUGGUCAACGCCAACUUUGAAGAAGAGGAGACGAAAGAGGCUCCCAUGGCCGAAGGGGAGGAGGAAGACAGCGACGAUGAUGCUGAACCAAUUGCGGAGUUCAGAUUUGUACCGAGCGACAAAUCGGCCCUGGAAGCCAUGUUCUCAGCGAUGUGCGAAUGCCAGGCUCUGCACCCCGACCCAGAAGAUGAGGAUUCGGACAAUGAUUACGAAGGGGAGGAGUAUGACGUUGAGGCACACGAGCUGGAGCAAGGCGACAUCCCCACCUUCUACACGUACGAAGAAGGGCUGUCGCAUUUAACCGCAGAAGGCCAGGCCACCCUGGAGAGGCUGGAGGGCAUGCUGGCCCAGUCUGUCAGCAGCCAGUACAACAUGGCUGGGGUGAGGACGGAGGACUCGAUACGGGAGUUUGAGGAUGGGAUGGAGGUGGACAUAGCACCAGUAGUCGCGGGGCAGUUUGAAGAUGCAGAAGUUGAUCACUGAGGAGGACGCGUGCUGCCAUUCUUCUUGUGGCACUUGCAGAAUAAGCUGUAAAACUGAAGGCAUUGCAGUGACUGUCGGGAGUUAACCUUUCUUUUAAUGACCUACGCUUAGACAUCUCGGUCUAUAAAUGCUUUUAUAGAUGUUUAAAAAAAAAAAAAAAGGGUUGACAUUUGUGACCACUAUGGGGUUAUUUAAAAAACACACACAAAACAAGUAAUAAAACCUCUCCCGUCUAACAUAAAUGGGGCUUGUCAGGGGUCGUUUCAAAGAAGCCUUUGUAGGAGUUCUAGGACUGCGGAAAUACAGCUGCAAGCAGAACAGAAUUCUAGAUUGUCCUAGAACUUCCCAUAUUUUUGUACCUGUUCAUUGAGUAAUGGAGCAGAAUGGAAAUGUUACAGAGCUCAGCUGAAAGAAAAUAAGGUCAGACAUGGAUGAAAAGCAAAGCUCAACUUAAUGCCCCUCAAUAACUGGUAUCAGUUCACUGUUGUCCUUUCCAUUUGUCUGGGAGCUAAGUUUGGGUGGUAGAGAUUGAAUAAAAUCUGUAAAGUUCUGAAAAUGAGAACUGGUUUGUGUCUUUGUAUUAAAUGUUAACAGCACUGUUAAAUAAACUCAGAUUUUUGUAUCUCACA
Oxyura jamaicensis (ruddy duck) is the source of this 1401-nucleotide messenger RNA. RefSeq names its product chloride nucleotide-sensitive channel 1A (gene CLNS1A). Gene Ontology annotation, cellular component: methylosome; spliceosomal complex; cytosol. Gene Ontology annotation, biological process: mRNA cis splicing, via spliceosome; spliceosomal snRNP assembly; cell volume homeostasis. Bases 56 to 772 code for a protein of 238 amino acids. The transcript is spliced from 7 exons. The record is from RefSeq and is a predicted model, not a curated record. Lineage: Eukaryota; Metazoa; Chordata; Aves; Anseriformes; Anatidae.